CAGCCCUUGGAAGGGGUGGGGGACCAAUAGGAACUCGGGAAUGCCAAAGGGUCUGUUUGGGCCGUUUGUCAAGUAUUAGACAAUAAAAAAGAAUUGAGAAAUUGAAUAAAUAUUACACACGUAACUAUAUUAUAUUAUGUUUUACUUUAUUUCGAAAAACCUGAGACACAUGAGAAUUUUUUUAAACGUUAAAACCUCAUUCAAUUGUUGAUGAAAUGCAACAAAUCCAUGCCCAUCUGUUUCACCGCCUUUCGUACUGUAGUCAUUUUCCCUAGAACGUGUCCAAAACGGAAUGUGUCCAUCUGCCCCACUCUCCUAUUGGACUGAAUACUUUGUUUACCUCGGAUUGACGUUUCUCGAUGUGCAAUUUGAAUGAAAAUGUUCAGACGUCUAAGGAAUUGUUUCAAUGAAGUGUAUUGAGGUGCUCCAGAAUGGAGAGGGAUAAUGCAGCGAACUGGGAGUUCUACCUGGGGCUGUCCCUGGCUGUCAGCUCCAAUUUGUUCAUAGGUAUCAGUUUUAUAAUUAAAAAAAGGGCACUAGUGAAUCUCCAGAAGUAUGGGCUGAGGGCCGGAGCGGGGGGUCACGGAUACCUGCGGGAGUGGAUGUGGUGGACCGGGUUAUUAUCAAUGGGAAUAGGAGAGGCUGCUAACUUUGUUGCUUAUGCCUUCGCUCCAGCCUCGAUUGUCACUCCUCUGGGGGUCCUCAGCAUCGUUAUUGCAGCUAUACUCUCCCCCAGGUACCUCCACGAGAAGCUGAAUUUAUUGGGGAAGCUGGGCUGCUUCUUGUCCAUCAUGGGAUCCACCAUAAUAGUUCUCCACGCCCCAAAAACCGAAGAGAUCGACACAGUCGAGGACUUAGUCUACAGGCUCCAGCACUCUGGCUUCAGCAUCUACACCAUCUUCGUGAUUCUCCUCAGCCUAUUUAUCAUAUUCCACGUGGGGCCCAGGGAUGGAAAGGAAAACGUGACGAUUUACGUGUUCCUCUGCUCCAUAGUGGGCUCCCUCACAGUGAUGAGUUGUAAAAUCCUGGGACUAUCCAUCAAGGAGACGAUCUACACUGAGAAUAACAGAAUGGAGUCCUGGCUCACGUGGGUGUCCCUCUUUUCGAUAAUCCUCUGCAUCAUGGUGCAGAUGAACUAUCUGAACAAAGCCCUCGACCUCUUCAACACAGCUAUCGUCACUCCAGUGUACUACGUCUUCUUCACGACUUUCGUCAUAAUUGCAUCUGCAAUAUUGUUCGAGGAGUGGGAGUUUAUGACGUACGAGAAUAUCCUGGGGUCUCUCUGUGGAUUUUUCGUGGUCAUCACAGCAAUUUUUCUCAUGAACGCUUUCAAAGAUCUGAACAUCAACUACUGCGACUUGGUGAAUUUAUCUCUGCCCAAGACUGGGGGCAGGAGGGAUUUCCAGAGGUACAGCUCGUACGACGAGGAAGAGCAAAUGCCAGUGAAUCGAGACACCGAGGAUGGGAGGAGUUAUUUAAACACCUGACGAAAGAAAAAAGCUAAACGAAAAAUUACUUCGUUAGUCUGAUUUUAUUUUUCGAAGCGUUUGCGAUGGUGAUGUUAUCGAGGGGAUGUUUCAUAAGCUUGGUAACAAUUUUUUAAAUAUUUUCAGCAGCUUUUUUAGUGGGUGUCAGUGGAGUUUUUGAAUGUUUUGAAUUGUUCAGCCACUGGGAUUAAAUGUUGUUGACAGUUUCUCGAUGUUUAUUGAUUACUGUAAUUGUUAUUCGUCACGUAAUGAAGGCUGUGAUUUGCA
Diachasma alloeum is the source of this 1754-nucleotide messenger RNA. It is a transcript of the gene spict, whose product is annotated as magnesium transporter NIPA2. The transcript has 4 exons. Gene Ontology annotation, biological process: magnesium ion transport. Gene Ontology annotation, cellular component: membrane. Gene Ontology annotation, molecular function: magnesium ion transmembrane transporter activity. Bases 432 to 1487 code for a protein of 351 amino acids. Lineage: Eukaryota; Metazoa; Arthropoda; Insecta; Hymenoptera; Braconidae. The record is from RefSeq and is a predicted model, not a curated record.